CUCGACGACGCGCCUGGUAGGUGCCCGGUCGGAGGCCGUCGAGGGCGAGUUCUCUUCUGUUACUAUCCGGUCUAUUAUUCUGCAGCUGAGCCUGCCAGGCAGGAGUCCCGCGGCGAGCGUGUACGGGUCCUUAGGAUCGCGAUCCCUCGCGGGGUUGAUUUGAGUUUUCUCCCGGAACCGGCAUCAUUCUCGGAGCCUACUGAAAAGCAAUUUGAGUGGCUUAAUUGCCGGGGGAGGGAUCAUGGGGAAAACAUUUCCAGGAAUAUCUCCAGCCCGAGUUGGCAGCAGUCCUGCCUGCUCUGUGUGCCUCUCUCCUUGGGGCUGUUGUUUUCUUCCUAGCCAGCCGCACCUUGGCCGGCAGAGGCGCCGCUGACUAUGGGAACUCCCCCGGGCCCUCCCCGCCGGAUGGGGGUCCCCGGCUGGCCUGCCAUGUGCCCGCCUUGCGCGCCUGCCGGGGUGAGCCAAGCGGCAGCCGCGGUGGGUGGCGGCGUUUUCGCUUUGUGCGCGCUCGUCGCAGGAGGCAGGGCAGGGCAGAGCUCUGGGCGAAGAAAUGGGCGCUCCCUCCUCUUCCUCCUCCGGCCCCCAGAGGCAAGCGAAGGCAGAAGCCGCCUGCAGGAGCGCUGUGCCAGUCUCCCAAAGCCGGCCGCGUCUCCCCCAAGGAUGCCGCUGCCGGGAAUCUUCUGCUGGGCGCUGCUGACCGGAGGCGGCUUCUUGGCUGAGCUUCCCCCAGCCGAUGGGGCAGUGCUGAGCCUCCAGCUGCAAGGCCAGCCGGUGCGGGAAGUCAGCCCGGCUUUCCUGUCUCUCACCCUCGAUGCCAACCUGGCCACAGAUCCCAGAUACAUCACCUUUCUCGGAUCCACUAAACUGCGCACAUUAGCAAGAGGUUUGUCUCCGGGCUUUUUGCGAUUUGGUGGCACCAAAACUGACUUCUUGAUCUUCGACCCUAAAAAGGAGCCAACUUUGGAAGAAGAAAUCUUUCAGCAUUUCCUGGUGAAACAAGAUGCUGCUGGCAUUUGUGGAUUUCGUUCUGUUCCUUUGGACGUGGUGCAACAUUUACGCUCUCAGUGGCCCUUCCAGGAGAUGUUAAUCCUUAGGGAGCAACAAAGGAAAAAGUACAAAAACACCACCAUAACACAAAGCACAGUGGACAUUCUGUACAACUUUGCAAACUGCUCGUAUUUCCAUCUGAUCUUUGGACUCAACGCCUUGCUGCGGAAAGACUCCCAAUGGAACAGCUCAAAUGCUCAGCUGGUGUUGGAUUAUGCAAAUUCCCAGAAUUAUAACAUGUCUUGGGAACUUGGCAAUGAGCCUAACAGCUUCAGGCACAAGUCUGGCAUUUAUGUGGAUGGCUACCAGCUAGGCCAGGACUUCAUACAUCUCCAUCAACUUCUGAACAAUUACAGCAACUACAGAAAUGCCAAGCUCUAUGGCCCUGAUGUAGGACGGCCUCGGAAGCAGACUCAGAAGCUGCUAAGGAGCUUCCUGAAAUCAGGAGGAAAAGUAAUUGAUGCUGUCACAUGGCAUCACUACUAUCUGAAUGGACGGACUGCCACCAAACAGGAUUUUCUCAGCCCGGAUGUACUGGAUACCUUCAUCACAGAUGUACAGCUUGUUCUCCAGAUUGUUGACAACACCGUACCAGGCAAGAAAGUGUGGCUGGGAGAAACAAGUUCAGCCUAUGGAGGUGGUGCUCCUCGAUUAUCCAAUACGUAUCUUGCUGGCUUUAUGUGGCUGGACAAACUAGGGCUGUCAGCCCGCCUGGGCAUUGAUGUGGUGAUGAGACAGGUGUUCUUUGGUGCUGGAAACUACCAUCUGGUGGAUGCCAACUUUGAACCUUUGCCGGAUUAUUGGCUCUCUCUGCUGUUCAAGAAACUGGUGGGCACCAAAGUCCUACAGGUUACCCUGACAGAUGAUGACCCAAAGAAGCUUCGUGUGUAUCUUCACUGUACAAAUGACAACAACCCUCGGUACAGAGAAGGUGACAUCACCCUUUUUGCCUUAAACCUCUACAACAGCACAAAACACUUGCAGUUACCCUCUUACUUAUCCAACAAGGCGGUGGAUGAAUAUCUUUUAUUGCCUUAUAGAAAAGAAAAUAUACUUUCCAGAAUCUGAGGUCAUCCAAUACAACAGACUGGCAGGAGAACCAGAAGAGCCAAAAAGGAAGGAGUUCUUCACACCACACAUAAUUACUGGUCUUGUAGCAGCAAGCAUGACUUGUCCCCUUAGCUAAGCAGGGUCCACCCUGGCUGCUUAUGAAUGGGAGACUAGAAGUGUGAGCACUGUCAGAUAUUCCCCUUAGGGGAUGCAGCCACUCUGGGAAGAGCAGAAGGUUUCAGGUUCCCUCCCUGGCUUCUCCAAGAUAGGGCUGAGAGAGAUUCCUGCCUGCAACCUUAGAGAAGCUGCUGCCAGUUUGUGAAGACAAUACUGAGCGAGAUGGACCUAUGGUCUGACUCAGUAUAUGGCAGCUUUCUAUGUGCCUAGGUUCCUAUGUACUUUGUUGAAUUUGCUGUCACUAGAUGUGGUGAUGGCCAUUAGCCUGGGAGUCUUGGAAAAGGAAUUAAAUACAUUCCUGAGGAAUAGGUCAUUUAAUAGCUGUUAGCCAAGAGAGCUAUAUGAAGCCUCCAUGUUUAGAGGCUGUAUACCUCUGUAUACUUGCUGCAGGUAUGGCUGCUGCCUCCAUGGUUCUUGGAUGCACUGUGGAAAACAAAAUGCUGGACUAGAUGGACCUUGGGUCUAAUCCAAUAGAGCUCUUCAUCUUACAGAUGACUCUCUUUUGUGCUAAUAAGACUUUCAAAUAACACGAGAGAGAUCAAAGGCAAUUUAAGCUGCAUGUGUAAAAAUGCCUAGAAUUAGGGAAUUCUGUGAUCUAUUAAUUUAUGCUCAACUGAACAAUCAAUCAAUCUUUAUUACAGUCAUGGACCAGAAUAAAGUGUAGGAAUCUAUGCUUAAAAUGUUUUCUAAAGGCAUACUGAAAACAGUUUUUUGAAUUUCAUCAUCUGGAGAUACUGGCUGAUGUGAUGAGGGAAAUUACUCAAAGUAGUCACAUUGAAAUUAAAUUAUUUUGUUUUUAAUUUCAAUGGGACUACUUUGAGUAAUUUUCCUCAUCAUGUCAGCCACUGGCUGCAUCCACUGCAGCAUUAGAUCUUUGUUUUGCAAAACAGGCAGAUGCACAGACAGCACUUUGGCAGACUUCCUCAUUUGGGACUGGGGAAAUCUGCAAAAGUGCCAAUUGUGCAACCCCGAUACUACCUUUGAAGGGCGCAGCAGCCCCACAGCACAAUGUUAAAGAGACGUAAUGCUGCACUGGAUGUCAGCCACUGUUUUACCUUUCAGAAUUAUUCUUGUUUUAGAAAUGGCUUUAUUCAAUAAUUUGUUUGUUUGUUUGUUUGUUUUUAAAUCAAAGUCAUGUUUGAUUUAUUCUUUGAUUAUACAUUGUCCAACUUAGAUUUGCAUCUAAAACCUAC
Hemicordylus capensis (graceful crag lizard) is the source of this 3467-nucleotide messenger RNA. It is a transcript of the gene HPSE, whose product is annotated as heparanase. NCBI's taxonomy places the organism in Eukaryota, Metazoa, Chordata, Lepidosauria, Squamata, Cordylidae. Gene Ontology annotation, molecular function: hydrolase activity, acting on glycosyl bonds. The transcript has 12 exons. Bases 376 to 2115 code for a protein of 579 amino acids. Gene Ontology annotation, cellular component: membrane; extracellular matrix. The record is from RefSeq and is a predicted model, not a curated record.